Molecule: messenger RNA, 969 nt
Organism: Acanthamoeba castellanii str. Neff
Lineage: Eukaryota; Discosea; Longamoebia; Acanthamoebidae
Exons: 5
Coding region: 1-969 (322 amino acids)
Source: RefSeq, a predicted model, not a curated record
AUGCGGUCCGUCACGCGGCCGUCGCUGCCAGUUUGGAAGGUGGGCCUGCUGGUGGUGGCCCUGAUCGUGGUCUACUCCUACAUGUCCCUCUACGGCGAAGUCGGCGCCCUGUCGCGCUCGCUUCGGCGCGUUGAGCAUCUUCUACAGACCCAAGAAGAAGAAGAUGAUGAAGCGCAGGCCCUCGGACCGACCCAAGAAGAAGAACAUGAUCAUCAAAAAGAAGACGAAGAGGAGCUGAUCGAGCGGCGACUCGCCGAGGCCCUGCGAGAAAUAGACCGGUUGGACCCGAGCAAGAAGCGAAGGAAGGAGGAGUUCCAGCGCAUCUGGGACAACUUCGCCUGGGGACCGGCCGACAGGAGCGGACCUGGAAGCACGGCGGAAGCGUCGGCACGGGCCAGGGUGGCCGUCGAGACCGUCGUCCGCCAGUUCGGCAUUCGCACCAUGCUCGACUCCCCGUGCGGCUCCUUCUCCUGGAUGCCCCUCAUCAACUUCGAGGCCCUCAACGUCACCUACGUCGGAGUGGACAUUGUGCCGGGCAACAUUGAAAAGGCCAAGGCCGCGUGGCCGACCAAGCAGCCGCACGUGUUCCAGUUCUACUGCGCCGACGUGGUCGACGGGUUCGAGUUCGUCGACAAGCUGGUGCUUCAGGCCCAGCAGGACUACCCGACCAACACGCACGACUGGAGCCAGGGCUGGGACCUCAUCUUCUCGCGCGAGUUCCUGCAGCACAUCCCGCACGAGGCCGUCAAGCGCGUGCUGCACAACUUCAACAAGACCGGCUCCAAGUACCUCCUGCUCACCCACGACCCCUCUCGCGCCAUCAACAAGGACAUCGAAUUCGGUGGCUACGCGCCGAUCAACAUGCGGGUGCCACCAUUCAACCUUGGUCCACCGCUGGCCGAUUUCCCCGACGCCGGCCACGAACGCCUGCUUCUCUACAAGCUGCCGCUCGUGGGCUUCGAGGACUGA